Messenger RNA from Echinops telfairi (small Madagascar hedgehog), 2571 nucleotides. RefSeq names its product folylpolyglutamate synthase (gene FPGS). The record is from RefSeq and is a predicted model, not a curated record. Gene Ontology annotation, molecular function: ATP binding; tetrahydrofolylpolyglutamate synthase activity. Gene Ontology annotation, biological process: tetrahydrofolylpolyglutamate biosynthetic process. The transcript is spliced from 15 exons. Lineage: Eukaryota; Metazoa; Chordata; Mammalia; Afrosoricida; Tenrecidae. Gene Ontology annotation, cellular component: mitochondrion; cytosol; cytoplasm. Bases 84 to 1835 code for a protein of 583 amino acids.
GCCAGGGCGGACCUGGCUGGGCAGAGGAGCUUGGGUUCUGAGUCCCCGCAGGCCCGCCUUGGGGAAGAGCAGGAAGCCUGGGGAUGAGAGGUGGCAGGUCUUUGGCUGACGCCGCCUGGCCCGUCACUGAGAAGUUCCGGUGGGAAGCCAGCAUGGCCCGGCAGGGCCGACCUGGGUGUCCUCUGAGAGCUAAUGCUGCCUCCUUCCAGGAUGCUGUGCGAACACUCAACACCCUGCAGACCAAUGCUGGGUACCUGGAGCAGGUGAAGCGACAGAGGGGCGACCCGCAGGCACAGCUGGAAGCAAUGGUGCUGUACCUGGCACGGAGCGGGCUGCAGGUGGAGGACUUGGACAAGCUGAACAUCAUCCACGUCACUGGGACCAAGGGGAAGGGUUCCACAUGUGCCUUCACUGAGCGGAUCCUGCGAAGCUACGGCCUAAAGACGGGAUUCUUUAGCUCUCCCCACCUGGUGCAGGUGCGAGAGCGGAUCCGCAUCAACGGGCAGCCCAUCAGUCCUGAGCUCUUCACCAAGCACUUCUGGCAUCUGUACCACCGGCUGGAGGAGACCAAGGACGGCAGCUGUGUCUCCAUGCCCGCUUACUUCCGCUUCCUCACCCUCAUGGCCUUCCACGUCUUCCUCCAGGAGAAAGUAGACCUGGCGGUGGUGGAAGUGGGCAUUGGGGGUGCUUACGACUGCACCAACAUCAUCAGGAAGCCUGUAGUGUGUGGGAUCUCCUCCCUCGGCAUCGACCACACCAGCCUUCUGGGGGACACAGUGGAGAAGAUUGCGUGGCAGAAAGGGGGAAUCUUCAAGCAUGGCGUUCCAGCCUUCACUGUGCUGCAGCCCGAUGGCCCCCUGGCAGUGCUGAAGGACCGAGCCCAGCAGGUCUCGUGUCCUCUCUAUGUGUGCCCACCACUGGAAGCCCUAGAGGGAGGGGAGCCACCGCUGGUGCUGGGCCUGGAGGGGGAGCACCAGCGCUCCAAUGCCGCCUUGGCCUUGCAGCUGGCUCGCUGCUGGCUGCAGCAGCAGGACUCCCCAGGCAUCGGGGAGCUGAAGGCGUCCAGCUCAGGCCUCCUGCAGCAGCUGCCCUUGGCCCCCGUGUUCCGGCCCACCUCCCACAUGCGGCAUGGGCUUCAAGACACAGAGUGGCCCGGUCGGAAUCAGGUUCUGCGGCGCGGGCCCCUCACCUGGUACCUGGACGGAGCCCAUACCGCCAGCAGCGUGAAGGCCUGUGUGCGCUGGUUCCGCCAGGUGCUGCGGGGUCAGGAGAGGCUGAGCAGCGGGCCUGAGGUGCGAGUCCUGCUCUUCAAUGCCACUGGGGACCGGGACCGGGCGGCCCUUCUGAAGCUGCUGCAGCCUUGCCAGUUUGACUAUGCUGUCUUCUGCCCCAACAUGACAGAGGUGUCGUCCACAGGCAACGCAGACCAACAGAACUUCACCGUGACGCUGGACCAGGUGCUGCUUCGCUGCCUAGAACACCAGCAGCACUGGAGCACCCUGGCCGGGGACCAGGCCAGCCCAGGCCACUGGAGGCCUCCCAGCCCGGAGCCCGGUGGCCCCUCAUCCCUGCUGCGGCCACGCUGCCCACCUCACACCCACAGCACCAGCUCCCUGGUCUUCAGCUGCAUCUCGCACGCCUUACAGUGGAUCAGCCAAGGCCGGGAUCCCGUCUUUCAGCUACCCGGUUCCCCCCGGGGCCUCCUCACCCACCCGGUGGCGGACGGUGGGGCCAGUGUACUCCGGGAGGCUGCAGCCAUCCACGUGCUGGUCACGGGCAGCCUGCACUUGGUGGGUGGCGUCCUGAAGCUGCUGGAGCCCUCCCUGUCCCAGUAGCUGAGGCAGUGGGGCUGGAGGUGGGCCCUUCCCACACCUGCCCUGUGUUCUGGCCGUGAACUCCCACAUGAGGUGCCUUUUGUCCUCUGCCUUCCUGGCUGUCUCCGAGGGCCCACGGGCCUGGGCCCUGGACAGAGGGGCUAGAGUACGGGUGGCUGGCAGAGGCCGGCCCUCUGUGUCCGAGCCUGGGGUGUCCUUGGCCACAGUGCCCCCUUCGUGCCUUGGUCUCUCCCUGGAAGAUCACCCCUGUGCACUGAGUCACCCACGGUUCUUACAGUCCCAGAACCCAGCCUGUCCCUGCCACCCUGUCGCUGUCUCCUGGCUCAAGCCCAGUGUAUUGUGUGGGCUGCCUGGCCGGGUCUGGGGUCCACUGGUGCCGGUGUUAGCCUCCUUCUAGUGCCUUCUGGGGACGCAGGGACCCCUGCCUGGGGCCCGAAGAUGGUCACAGUAGUUAACAUCGUGGUUUUUUAAAAAGCUGGUGGACCUUGUGAUUUUCUUGACAUAAACAAUAGAGGAGGGCUGCACACCAGUCUCUCCAUCUAGCAAAUGGGCUCAUCACACCCACGCCCCCGGGGCUACUCAACUGGCCUCUCUCAGAGAUGACAAGACUGGACAGAUGCCUGCUAACCACUUCCUACAUGCAGGGCCCUGCUUUAAGGACCCCUCCCCCGAGACCUGGCGACUGAGUAUCCCUCGUUUGCAGAGCGGUGGCCUGUGGCCCGCUUAAAGUAACCAU